Molecule: messenger RNA, 1094 nt
Organism: Oncorhynchus tshawytscha (Chinook salmon)
Lineage: Eukaryota; Metazoa; Chordata; Actinopteri; Salmoniformes; Salmonidae
Product: 60S ribosomal protein L5
Exons: 8
Coding region: 137-1033 (298 amino acids)
Biological process (GO): ribosomal large subunit assembly; translation
Cellular component (GO): cytosolic large ribosomal subunit; ribosome
Molecular function (GO): structural constituent of ribosome; 5S rRNA binding
Source: RefSeq, a predicted model, not a curated record
CUACUUUUCUGCUACAUCCGGCGACGCGCUAUUUACGGAACAUGCGCAUUGAAAACUUCCUUUUUCUAGUGCAGCGGAGUGAAAUCCCAGUCUUUGACUCCAGGCUCCUGGCUAAGGAGACAGAAAAGGCUGCAAAAUGGGUUUUGUGAAAGUGGUGAAGAAUAAGUCCUACUUCAAGAGGUACCAGGUCAAAUUCAGGAGGAGGAGAGAGGGAAAGACCGACUACUUUGCCCGUAAGCGCCUGGUCAUCCAAGAUAAGAACAAGUACAACACACCCAAGUACAGGAUGAUCGUCCGCUUCUCCAACCGGGAUAUCGUCUGCCAGAUUGCCUAUGCCAAGAUUGAGGGGGACAUGAUCGUGUGCGCCGCCUACUCCCACGAGCUGCCCAAGUACGGGAUAGCCGUGGGACUAACAAACUACGCAGCAGCCUACUGCACUGGUCUGCUGCUGGCCCGCAGGCUGCUGAACAAGUUUGGCCUGGACAAGGUUUACGAGGGCCAGGUGGAGGUGACUGGAGAUGAGUUCAACGUAGAGAGUAUUGAUGGUCAGCCAGGUGCAUUCACCUGCUAUCUAGACGCAGGGCUCGCCAGAACCAGCACUGGCAACAAGGUGUUCGGGGCCCUGAAGGGGGCUGUGGAUGGAGGCCUGUCCAUCCCUCACAGCACUAAGCGCUUUCCUGGGUAUGAUGCUGAGAGCAAAGAGUUCAAUGCGGAGGUCCACCGCAAGCACAUCAUGGGCAUCAAUGUGUCAGAGUAUAUGAGCUACCUGAUGGAGGAAGAUGAGGAUGCAUACAAGAAGCAGUUCUCCCGCUUCAUCAAGAAUGGCGUUGUCCCUGACAAGGUUGAGGAAAUGUACAGAAAGGCACAUGCUGGCAUUCGUGAGAACCCAGUCCAUGAAAAGAAACCUAAGAAAGAAGUCAAGAAGAAGAGGUGGAACCGUGCCAAGCUCUCUCUGGCCCAGAGGAAAGACCGCGUUGCCCAGAAGAAGGCCAGCUUCCUCCGGGCUCAGGAACAGGAGGCUGCCGACAGCUAAACUCUCUGGUCCUAAUGAUGGAGCAACAAUGCUUUGUUAUAAUAAAUAUAUUGGAAAAGAA